AUGAUCCAAGAUCGUGAAUUUAUUUUCCCAGUGGAUAAUGAGCGUUUAUGUGCUGUUGUUCACUGGAUAUAUCUGCUAGGCCGGGCAGCACAGUCUCAAUCAUCUCCGUCCUCUUCUAUGCAAUCUACAGUGGACAAACUUGUCCAAAUAGACCCGCCUCUGGUAAAUCCAAUUCAAGUGUUCGAACCUUACGUCGGCAAAGCCUUCUCGGGGACAACAUCUGAAGAGCUUGCAAAACUUCUUGCUAAGCCUCUUCAAAAAAGCGACAUCAAAUUUCAGGGCAUGAUCUACAUUUUCUGGCAACCUCCAAACUUUGGCCACCUGAAGAUCGGACGAUCUGCAAAUGUGCCCCGCCGUCUAGAACAAUGGAACAAACAGUGCAAAAAGUCCAUGCAGCAUUUCUUUCCGGAGAAAAUAGGAGACGCAAGUAUACCUGAUUUACGGCAAAUUCCACAUAUAUCGCGCGUCGAAGCUCUGGUGCAUCUGGAAUUGAUGCAAUACAGAAGAAAGGAGAAGAAGUGCCCCGGUUGUUUAAAAUCGCACGUAGAAUGGUUUGAAACCACCAAGGAUAUUGCGAUAGGAGUUGUCCGCAAGUGGUCGGAUUGGAUGGCCGCACUGCCAUAUGAGAAACAGAUGAAAGAUGGCGAAGAACAUUGGGUUCUGAAAAGUGAGCAACGGAAAAAUCUAGAUAAUCUGUGUCGCCCAGGGACAAAAUUUUCAACUCCUUGCUUGCCUUUUCCCGAAGAGGAGGAAAACAUCUCAUCGCCUUCGACACUCCAUUUUAAGUGUGAGAUAGGAAAAAAGGGCGCCGGAGACUAG
Penicillium soppii is the source of this 819-nucleotide messenger RNA. Its product is annotated as GIY-YIG nuclease family protein. Bases 1 to 819 code for a protein of 272 amino acids. The transcript has a single exon. NCBI's taxonomy places the organism in Eukaryota, Fungi, Ascomycota, Eurotiomycetes, Eurotiales, Aspergillaceae. The record is from RefSeq and is a predicted model, not a curated record.